AUGACCGCGGACAGCAUUGAGAAUCGAGUAAUCCGGAGAAAUCUGCCCGGAACUAAAAGAGAGGAUUGGAAUAACUGGCCCCCAAUGGCAUUCGAAGAAAUGGAUUCGGCAUUAAAUGUUCAACAAUAUAUUCAGCAGCUCAUCAAACAGAAUCCAGCCGACGUCGAUGGUAUUUUAACGCUUCCAGUUGAUCAAGAUGAAGGUGUCUGGAAAUAUGAGCACUUGCGACAAUUCUGCAUUGAGCUCAACGGACUCGCAUUGUUGCUUCAGCGCGAAUGUGUGCCGGAGACAUGUCCGCAGAUGACGGCGACGGAACAGUGGAUCUUCUUGUGUGCGGCUCACAAGAACCCGAAUGAGUGUCCAGCCAUAGAUUAUACUCGGCACACCCUUGAUGGUGCUGCAACUCUUCUCAACAGCAAUAAAUAUUUUCCAAGCCGUGUAAAUAUUAAGGAGCUUUCAAUCGCGAAACUCGGUUCGGUGGCGCGACGAGUUUAUCGCAUAUUCUCACACGCAUUUUUCCAUCAUCGCAAACUGUUCGACGAAUUCGAGAGCGAGACGCAUCUUUGCGCGCGAUUCACCGCAUUUGUCUCAAAAUAUGAUUUGAUGCAACAGGAGCACCUAAUAGUGCCAAUAUUGUCGUCGCAGAACGCGUCGUCGCAAGCGGCGAACGCGUCGCCUCAAAAAUAA
This is a messenger RNA of Caenorhabditis bovis, 687 nucleotides long. The record is from the annotation of a GenBank genome assembly. Lineage: Eukaryota; Metazoa; Nematoda; Chromadorea; Rhabditida; Rhabditidae.